UACCACUGCCCACCCCAUCAUUAGUACCACUGCACCUUCGUCCGCACCACCCGUCUGGGCGUACGACAACUACAUUCGUUCUUCUCGCUCUACAUCUAUCGUUCCACUCUGCUUCUGUGUACAGUACGCAAGCCAUUAUCAGUUCCUCCCGCCCUUCGCUAGCAUAAUAUCACUCUGGAGCGACCCAGCCUGCGCAUACGAAUACGUCCACCCUGCCUCCUCACAUCCACUUGUGUACAGCUACGGCACCAAGAGCAACUCCUUCGGUGACUGAGCCGACCGUAUUCUGCUCGUUCGGACAAUCGCUGUAAAACGGUCGACAUUGACGACAUUGAUUGCCCUCUCGAUGCAAACUGAGUCGAGAGUGGUCUAAAACACCCUCCGCAGUCUGCGCAACCUCACAUCUAGCCUUACCGUUAAUCUCCUACGAGCGCAGGAUGCGCCUUCUUCAAAAUUUUGCCGCGGGCAUCGCAUCAUGGCUGUUGCUAUUGCUGAUAAGCACAGUUGAUGCACACUCCCGAUCCAGGAAUCCGUUAAACUACAUAUCGUUAAUUGAAAACCCUCGGAUACAAACGCCUUCACAAAGGGUACACUGUACAUCCAGCUUUGACUUGACUUUCGACCUCCAUCACAGCACCCAGCAUGUCCGACUAAGCCUCGAACCCAACCAUGAUAUCAUUCACGAAGACUCUUACAUUGAAUUUAUUGACAAGGAUGGCAAUGUCAGGCACGUCGAAAAGAUGCAGCGGGAAGAGCACAAGAUCUAUCAGGGAAAAGCUUUUCUCGUCGAUGACGAUGGGGUAAAUCGGCACGUCGGGUGGGCUCGAAUUGCUGUGAGGCGGGAUGGCGUGAAGCCUCUCUUUGAGGGGGCUUUCACCGUCAUGGGCAAUCACCACAAUGUCCAGCUGAAGUCAAACUACAUGGCGACCAAGCACGAACUCGAUCCCGAACUGGAAGAGGAUGAUGAUGAGUAUAUGGCUGUCUGGCGUGAUUCGGACGUUAGCCGGCAAUCGCAUACAGACCUUAAACGAAGUGCAGGCUUGACUUGCGCCUCUGACAAGUUGGAGUUCAACACCCAUCCGGACCAUCCCAUCUACCGCGACUUGAUGCUCAAACGCGAUGAUGGCUUCUGGGGAGACAUGGGUGCCAUGUCCAUCUCCAACAUGUUUGAGAAGCGACAGAAUAUCGACGGCGGCGGGGUGGGCUCAGGCAAUUCGGCCGGUGUCAAUCUAGCUUCCACCAUUGGCAGCACCGCUGGUUGCCCAACCACUCGCAAAGUCGCCUUGGUCGGCGUUGCCACCGAUUGUACAUACACCGCGAGCUUCAACUCCACCGACAGCUUGCGACAAUACGUCAUCAGCCUGGUCAAUACUGCUUCUGAAUUAUACCAAUCCACUUUCAACAUCACUCUCGGCCUCCGCAAUCUAACCGUUUCCGACGGCGAAUGUCCCGGGACAGCAAGCACUCAGACGCCGUGGAACGUAGGUUGUUCAAGCAGCACCGAUAUAACACAACGGCUCAACCUCUUCUCUUCAUGGCGCGGCCAGCGAGGCGACGACAAUGCCUACUGGUCCCUCUUCACAACUUGCAACACCGGGGCUGAAGUCGGCCUCGCCUGGCUUGGGCAGUUGUGCAACCACGGUUCCACUUCACAGACAGACACUAGCGGCAACUCUCAGAGCGUCACCGGCGCAAAUGUCAUUGCGAAGACCUCGACUGAGUGGCAGGUAUUUGCUCACGAAAGUGGCCAUACUUUUGGCGCUGUCCACGAUUGUGAUUCCAGCACCUGUGCCGACGCCAACAUUGUCAACUCUGGCCAGUGCUGCCCGCUUUCCUCCAGCACCUGCGACGCGAAUGCACAAUACAUGAUGAAUCCUUACUCUUCAGCCGAUAUCACCAAAUUCUCGCCCUGCUCAGUGGGAAAUAUCUGCAGCGCACUGGGCCGCAACUCGGUUCAGUCGCAAUGUCUCACUGACAACAAAGGUGUCGUUACCAUCAGUGGCAACCAGUGCGGCAAUGGCAUUGUCGAGGAGGGUGAAGACUGUGACUGUGGUGGAACCGAGUCCUGUGCUGGGAACAGCUGCUGCAAUCCUACAACCUGCAAGUUCAAUACAGGCGCUGUGUGUGACCCGAGCAACGAAGGUUGCUGUACAUCGACUUGCCAAUUCGCUUCUUCUGGGACCGUCUGCCGUGCUAGCACUGGCCAAUGUGAUCCUGCCGAGACAUGCUCUGGCACUAAUGGAACAUGCCCUACAGACACCACUGCGCCCGAUGGAACUGAUUGCGGUAGCGGCCUUGAAUGUGCUAGUGGCCAGUGCACGAGUCGAGAUCUUCAGUGCAAGACUCUCAUGGGCAGCUACACGAGCGAUAAUGACACCUAUGCCUGCAACAGUCAGACCUGCACGUUGAGUUGCGCCAGUCCAGACUUUGGAGCAAACGUCUGUUACAGCAUGCAACAAAACUUCCUGGAUGGUACUCCGUGUGGCGGUGGCGGGCGAUGCGAGAAUGGUGUUUGCAAGGGGAGCACUAUCGGGGGCGAAGUCAAGUCAUGGAUUGACGACAACAAAACUUUGGUGAUUGCCCUAGCCAGCGCGAUUGGAGGCCUCCUGCUGCUUGCUAUUCUUGGAUGCUGCAUCAGGGCAUGCAGACGGCCAAGAGGGAAGAAACUGGAUGGCAUCGUUCCUGGGCAACGUCGGCAGAGACGUGGAGUUCAAGGAGCACAGCGUGGAGGCUGGGAUGGACCUCAAAUUCCUCCGCAGAUGAGAGAUCGCGGAUAUGGCGGUGGGUGGGAACAGUCGCCUGUACAGAUGACCACGCCACAGGGCUGGUAUCCUCCGCAACCACCGCCUGCUUACGGGGGUUGGGAUGGCUAUCCCCAGCGAGGACAAAGUGCUAGGUACGCAUAAAGGGGACAUGCGGUGGUGCAGAAAACUGUACAGAUGGAGGGAAGCGGGUAAUGCACAGCCUUGUACUGGGCGAAGGGAUAUAUGCCCGUAUAGACCGGGCAUGGAACGGACCGGUGGACUCGCUGCAUAUUUUACACGGCGUCAAAAGUGUUUGGGUAUUGUUUUCCGCUUGACACGACCUCCCUGACGAACAGAAUCGAAUGGAUGAUCAAGACUAUCAAUCCACCCCAAGUGGCCAGAAUUCUCUUUUUGAGGUCUAGCUACCUCUUCUGGAACAUUUUUGAACUAUGUGACCUAGGCAUAAACUCAAUCCCGGUAAAGGAGUGUAGCUGUUUGGCGGAUGGAGUCGGAGUGGGUGCCGUGGGGAAGACAAUCGGGCAUAUACCGAACCCAAGUCCCAGCAAAUGUCGCAGUCUGGCACUGUAGAUAUGUGGCUG
Messenger RNA from Cladophialophora immunda, 3343 nucleotides. RefSeq lists its product as uncharacterized. The record is from RefSeq and is a predicted model, not a curated record. Gene Ontology annotation, molecular function: metalloendopeptidase activity. The coding region runs from base 438 to 2906 and encodes 822 amino acids. The transcript has a single exon. Gene Ontology annotation, biological process: proteolysis. Lineage: Eukaryota; Fungi; Ascomycota; Eurotiomycetes; Chaetothyriales; Herpotrichiellaceae.